Spodoptera litura is the source of this 3731-nucleotide messenger RNA. RefSeq names its product serum response factor blistered (gene bs). Gene Ontology annotation, biological process: positive regulation of transcription by RNA polymerase II. Gene Ontology annotation, molecular function: cis-regulatory region sequence-specific DNA binding; protein dimerization activity; DNA-binding transcription factor activity, RNA polymerase II-specific. Lineage: Eukaryota; Metazoa; Arthropoda; Insecta; Lepidoptera; Noctuidae. The record is from RefSeq and is a predicted model, not a curated record.
CCGACUCGUCAGUCCCGCCCUCGGUUCUUUCGCGUUUUCGAUUCAAACUUAGUCUCCGUUCGUCGUUCGGACGGUGAGGUGUGCAUAGCGCGUGUGCGCACUUGUUACUGUGGCGUACUGCGAGGUUAUCAUGGACGCGCCCGGCGGAGCGCGGGAGCCCCGCUUCGGGUCGCCGUAUAGUAUGGGAAUCCUCGGCGAGAUGCCGGACAUGUACGGAGCUGGCCGGCCGCCCAGCGCGCUCGGCGGCGGCGGGCUGCGGCCCGGCAUGCAGCCCUGUCCCAUGCCGCGCGCCGGAGUCAAGCGGCCCUCGGACCAGUGCUACGACGAGAGAGCGCAGCAGGGGGUCGGCCUGGAGCACUGCCCCAUGCCCGACAUAGCAGACGACGGCUAUGCUUCUCUUCAGCCCAAGAAGUCGCCACCUUCCAAUGGCAAAAAGACCAAGGGUCGUGUAAAGAUCAAAAUGGAAUACAUUGACAACAAACUGCGACGGUACACGACAUUCUCCAAACGGAAGACUGGGAUUAUGAAGAAGGCAUACGAGCUGUCGACCCUGACAGGGACACAAGUGAUGUUGCUAGUCGCGUCAGAGACAGGCCACGUGUAUACGUUCGCGACGCGGAAGCUGCAGCCAAUGAUCACGUCAGACUCUGGCAAGCGGCUGAUCCAGACGUGCCUUAACUCUCCAGACCCGCCCACCACCAGCGAGCAACGCAUGGCUGCGACGGGCUACGAGGAAACAGAGCUCACGUAUAACGUAGUAGACGAGGAUAUGAAGGACCUGGAAUCUACGAUAAAAAGGAAAAUAGCUAAGGUCUUUGGUAACGACUUCGAUGGCAGAAGCAGACAUAACCCCUUAAACGAUUCCCAACUAACACGCUGUAUUAAACUGUCUAGUCCAGUACAGAAAACUAUCAAAUUAGAAAGUUCCACUCAUCAGGAUGAACCAGCAUCUUCAGGAGACAGUGGAGACGAGAGUGGCAGUGAACCAGAGUCACCGAGUGAGAAGCUACUACAGGUACACAAGCAAGAGUGGACCUGUGAUAGCAAUGAACGGGAAACCAAAAAUAAAGAAUCCCACAACGACGCACUAGCUUCCACAUCAUCCACUACUCAAGAAGCUGACAGCAGCAAGCCAUCGUUGCCCAAACUGAUGCCCAAGAUUGAACAAAUGCCUGGAGGAGCCAUGCUGUAUCCUGGCGUCUUGGCUGGGCUGGACGGCAUCAGUAGUAACCUUGGACUGGGCAAUCUGGCCAUGGGUUACCCACACGGAUUUAUAUUGGGACUGGCUAAUCAGGGUCAAGAAGGCGCGUCAUCAUCAAGCCAACCUCAGUUCAUUACGAUCCCACUGUCGAUGGCAAUGGCAGCGGCAGCCGGCGCGCCCACUGCCACCGUCACCAACGGCUGCGGAGCCAGCGCCUCCAGCGACGACAGCAGCGAACUACAAGACUUGAGCACCGGCAGAAAGUGACGCGGGACUACGAUUACUCGCGCGUCCGCUGGAGAUCAUAUAUGUAUCAAUAUAAAUCUUAUGAUAAUAAAAAAAAAUUAAAAAUGUAUGUACCAAAGUUUAUAUUUGGACUCCUAGCAAUAACAAGCUAUAUAGAAUUGUUGGUAGGUAGGUAGACAUAAUCAAAAUCAAAGUGUAUUUUCUUUUGUCAGUUUUUCCAUCAUAGGGCCUUGGUGUGAUUGCAAGCGAGUAGCGAUUUAGAUCUUCUUUCGUCGCUAUAUCACUUAUGAGAUUACUGCAUACAUUCUCUAAUAAGAAUUAUAAUGGAAGAAUCUGUUGUAAAACCCUAUUUGAUUAAGUUACCAUGAUUGUAGUAUGUACUACCGGGUUGUGCGACCAUCCAAUCAACUGUAGUUUUUGUUCUGAUGUCUCUUUGCGCCGCCAUUAAAGAUCUUCACUAAUCAUAACUCAACUGAAUUCAAAGAACAUAAUUUGUAUUUUCUUGUUGUAGUAGUCGUAUGGAACGGCACUGUUUCUAUUUCGUGACUCGUUUGCAACUAAAUCCCUUGGCCUGUUUAUAAAAUAAAAUGGUGAUGGAAAUAUUAAAUGUGACUUAACUUUUGUUGCAAUGCAUGUACUUGCCAUUUGCCAAACAAGUCAAAGUGACUACGAAAUGUUAUAAAAUCGUGUAUUUGUGUAAAAUCAAGGACCUUAAUUUAUUACACUUAGGUAUGUAGAUAUUAAUAAUAAUAAAUUAAUAUUGUUUGUGUAAAAAUAACAGAAUAUAUUUGCGUAUUUUUGUACCAAACAUAAAUACUUAUUAAAAUGUAAAUUCAAGGUUUUUACCUAACACUGGUACACUUGUUUGAAGCGCAUUUUAAAUGUAAACUGAGUUCUACCGUACUGUAGUUUUUUUUUAUUUUCUUUCUCUUUAGCACUUUGUUUAUUUUUAGUUGUAAUUAAAUUUAUACGGAAGCGGGUAGGUUUUGAGAAAUGAGGUAGUUUCUACUUAGGAUUUAAAAUAUAUCGAAAGUUCUUACCUCGUGUUUAAAGUACUUAUUACUUAGCUUUUUCAUUAAAUAUAAUCAAUUUAAGAUAAGUUUUUAAAGCAAUUUACUUGUACGUAAAUGCUUUAAUCGUCAUAUCAUUAAUGUAAUGCUAAGAGCAUGAUUUUAUAAAAAAAAAAUAAAAAAUCUCAUAAUAAAAUUUAUGAUACGACGUACCCGCUUCCGCUACCUCUUAAGCGUCCGCUGUCAUUGCGACCGCGGCCCUAUCGUCACUAUCAUGGAAGCAUUUAUACUUAUGUUUUUUUUUUAUUUACAGUAUUUUAAUUUUUCCUUUCUUCGAGACUACGGGCUAUUAGAGUUUCAUUAGAAAAAAAAAUACUUUGUAUGUAGUAUGUUUGUCCCAUAAGUAGAGUAGUGGCAAGCAUGAUGGCUGACCUCCAUUUUGGGUUCGAUUCUCAAACCAGGCAAAGUUCUAUUUAAUAUUUGGAAACCAUAUUAACGAUUUUACAAAUGCAAGAAAAUACGUACAUUCAGACUGCUAAAUAAUAUCUCGAAACAAGUAUUAAACAUGAUCACAGUAUUAUAAGUAUACUAGUCAAAGUUUCACGUAUUUUCUGUCGUCUGCGAAGUCGAAUUGUUGGAGUUUUCUACUAAACAAUUAGUUAUUGUUUAAAUAUGUUAUUGCCACUAUUAAUACGAAAAAUAUUAGACAGGCCUAUGUGAUCAGAGUAUGUUGUUAUUAAAACUUUCCUGAGACACAAUAACUUAAUUAUUAUGUUUUCGACUUACGUAACAGUUUGACGAGGCAUUCGACUAGUUUCAAGCCAUGCUAGGGGCUCAUAUUCAUGACCAGCAUUCCGCGACCCGCGAGGCGGUGGCCACUUGGGUCUGCUGCAAGCCCCUGGCAUGGCUUGAAACCAGUCGAGUUUAUCAUAAAGCUUUCGCAAAUAUUCUUUAGGAAAAUUUUAAUACAACCGUACUCAUUGAUUACGUACCUGUCUUAUAUGGAUAUUAAUUGUUCACAGCUAAAAUACCUUGAUAUCGUCUUUCAUAAUGUUAAUUUGUAUUAACUCGUCCUAAAAUACUUUUACGUAUUUUAAAAUUACUCAAUUUGUAUUUCGUCGAAAUUGUAUUUUGUCGUUUUUGUAUUUUAGCCUGUAGUCUCUAUUUCGUACAUCGAUCAAGUCAAUAACAAUGGCUUAACUGAUUUUUUCUUAUUGUAAUACAUAAAUGUUCCUUUUGUUUCGAUUUUUUUAAAUAAAAUUAAAUAAAAAUUG